AUGUUACAUUAUUAAUAAUUGACAUCUAUAUCGUACAACCCAUAUGAUGCGGGUUAAAUCGGUUUAAAUACAAGAUAAAACGUAUUGUGCAUUCAAAAUAAAUGAAAUGAAAAUAAACAUUGAAUUACGAAAGAACGGUAUUCCUAACUCAUCAAUUGAAAGUAAAGGUAGCGUUAACUAUACAAUUGAAAAGAGGACAGCAUAAUUUUUCACGAGGCAGAAAAAAAAUGACAAUGAUAGAUGAUUUUUAAUUCGCAAAUAUUUUGAUCAAAAAUACAAUUAUUGUAAUCCCAUUUAGUAGAUUUAAUUUAUUACUAAACUCACUAUUAUUUAUUGCUUCAUUGCUGUAUAUAUAUAACUAGAUGAUGAAUCAGUGAAUGGAAGAAAGGUGCGCUUUCUCGCCAAGCAACUUUCACCAUCGAUGAAGUCCGAGUGCGUAGACAGAUUCCAAAAACGUUCGCUUGAUCGUUCGCUUUCUUUUAUUCUUGAGAAAGAAGAUUGAGAAGGAAAUGAAUAUCGUUCUUAACGAUACGCGUUUUUUCAGAUUUUUGAGAUUUUUUUAUUCUUCCGUGAACAAAGGUGAAUACUUGCACGUAGUAUUUCAAAAUAAAUUCAAAUAUAAUAAACUCGCGAAAUUGAAAAAGUUUCACCGAUGGUUUCGUUACGCUUCCGAUUCGAUUUCACGGAGAAUUGAAUUACUUCUCAUAUGCCAACACGCUUUUUCUAUCGAUUUUACUUUUAGUCUUGCAAUAGAUAGUCGAGAAAUCGUGUUAAUAGGUUAUUAACAUAAAAAAGGAAAUAAAAAUUUAAUUCAUCGAAUAUAAUAAAGCACGAUUCAAAAAUUUUUGAAUACUGUGAUAAUCAAUCAACGAAUGAUCUUAAUAUUUAUUAAUAAUAUCGAAUGCUACAUUUCAAAAAGUAACGCGAGUAAUAUACGUAAUAUAGUAAUUAUAAUACUUAGAUUCGCUUCGACAUAUCGUAGAUGAAUCGCUAAUUUUCCAGAAUGAUUUUUAUGUAAUAAUUAUCUUGCCUGUAAUUGUUCCACAAUUACAUGAAAUCGUUUUAUUUUUUAUGGAAGAAAAAAAGAAGAUCGAUUUCGGAAUAAUCAAUGUAUGCUCUAUUCCAUGCUGCUUGAUGUACCUGAAUGUUUCAGAAUUAUGCAUAAUAUGGAGUUUGCUAACGAGUUCCUGGUCAUAUACCGAAGAAGUCACCCAUUAUCGUUAUCAUUCUGCAUCAAACAAAUUUGGAACAUCUCAGACAUUUGUAACACCGAUAAGAGGAUGGAGAGAGUCAGAUAGAUGGGAUAAUAGCGAUCCACAAAGAUUGGGUCCACCAAUUUUUCGAAAAAAUACGCAUAUUAGACCUUACGUAAGAUUAGCGAAAGUUGAAGAAAAACGAGAACAGCCGGAUCCUCUGGUUACAAUUACCGAAACUUUAGGUGCCUUAAAUACUGUCGGGAGUUAUAUCGUUAAUAUGACCAGAGGAGUGGAAAACUCAAAUUAUCCACCAAAGGAAUUACCAUCAGCUAUAUACACUAUUUCGAAGAAUAUUUUAGGACGCAAUGUAACAGACAGUAUUGCACCGUUAGUCCGAGGUGUAGCUUUACCUCUACGACCUAUACCGACCGAAAGUUCCUCUGUCUCUUCUGUUUCUUCUUCUCCUGUAGAAAUUAAUCAAAACAUUAGGGAAAAGGAAUCAAUGAUAUCGUCGGUCGAUUGUACUACGGCAGAAGGCAAUCUUGGAAAAUGUCAGGAUUUAAGUAAUUGUCCUCAAUUGUUACUCGAUUUGACCAAACUCAGACAAUCAUUAUGCUUUAAAAGUUUAUUUGUUCCGGGUGUUUGUUGCCCAUUGACGGAUAAAGUUAAUAAUAAUGAAACUAGCUCGAUAGCCGGUAUAAUUCCAGCACCAGGAAUCGAGCCACCCAUACAUUCUCCAUCGAGACCACCAGUCCGACCAACGAAGCCACAUCAAACUCCUCGACCCAUUCCAUUGUUCCCUGUCAUUACAACUGGUAGCAUGAUUACAAUUACUAUAGAAUUACAGAAUUUACAAUUACGACUAUUAUUUACUGUAGAAUUCGUUUCAGUAUCUCCUAUCAAUCCGUUGGUGAACCAUUCAACCAAUUUCUUUGGAUCUUCAACAUCCGGCAGUACUAUUGAUAAUAAUUUUAUACAAGACGACGAAGAAUGCGGAGUGAGAAACUCGGGUAAAUAUCGAGUAGUCGGUGGAGAAGAAGCUCUUCCAGGACGUUGGCCUUGGAUGGCAGCGAUUUUUUUACAUAGCUCUAAACGCACGGAAUUUUGGUGUGGUGGAUCUCUGAUUGGAUCGCGAUUCAUUUUAACUGCGGCUCAUUGUACACGCGAUCACCGUCAACGGCCAUUUGCUGCUAAACAAUUCACUGUACGUCUUGGAGAUAUAGAUCUCGAAAGGAAUGAUGAACCAUCCGCGCCGGAAACUUACAUGGUUAAACAAAUUCAUGCACAUCCAAAAUUCUCUCGUGUUGGGUUUUAUAAUGAUAUUGCAGUUCUGGAGUUAACGAGGACUGUUCGAAAAUCUCCUUAUGUAAUACCGAUUUGUUUACCGCAAGCACAUUAUCGGAACGAACGAUUUGCUGGUGCUAGACCAACCGUUGUUGGAUGGGGUACUACCUAUUAUGGUGGAAAAGAAAGCACGGUACAGCGGCAAGCAGUGCUUCCAGUAUGGAGAAACGAAGAUUGCAACGCAGCUUAUUUUCAACCAAUUACCAGUAAUUUUCUUUGCGCUGGUUAUAGUCAAGGCGGCAAAGAUGCUUGUCAAGGUGAUUCCGGUGGUCCACUUAUGCUUAGAGCAGAUGGUAAAUGGAUUCAGAUCGGUAUUGUCUCGUUUGGUAAUAAAUGUGGAGAACCAGGAUAUCCGGGAGUAUAUACGCGUGUCACUGAAUACGUAGACUGGAUUAAAAAUAAUUUGAAUUAAGCAUGAGUAAUUUUCAUCCUAAUUGAUUUGUAUUUCCGACUUCGCAUGACAUGAUUCUUAUUCGGUAAUACAAUAUCAUUGUAAGUAUAAUAUGUGAGUGCCAAGAAUCUUAAUUUAUACAUUACCUCUUUAUAUUAUAUGCACUAGUGUAACUAGAAUAAUUGCACAUAUAUUUGUGCAAUCAUACAAAUUUGUAAAUUAUAUUAUAAUAGUUGUACAUACGCGCGCACACUUAUAUAUGCAAAUAUAUGUAAUUUAAUAAAUUAAA
This is a messenger RNA of Apis cerana (Asiatic honeybee), 3220 nucleotides long. RefSeq names its product proclotting enzyme. The record is from RefSeq and is a predicted model, not a curated record. Gene Ontology annotation, biological process: proteolysis. Lineage: Eukaryota; Metazoa; Arthropoda; Insecta; Hymenoptera; Apidae. Gene Ontology annotation, molecular function: serine-type endopeptidase activity.